Messenger RNA from Echinostoma caproni, 795 nucleotides. NCBI's taxonomy places the organism in Eukaryota, Metazoa, Platyhelminthes, Trematoda, Plagiorchiida, Echinostomatidae. The record is from the annotation of a GenBank genome assembly.
AUGGAUGUGGGGUAUGCAGCUCCGUCGGUUGAGCUGAAGACCUCCGAGGCUAGAUCUUUGCCCCGCAGUCAAACAUUACCUCGAUCGACCAGAAAACCCAAACUACUGGUCUCGUUCGACUUGAAUGCCAGUCACGACUUAACCGAGAACACUUCGGUCGUCUCAUGUCCCUCAUUGCGCUCUGCACUCCGACAUUCAUCCGGCCCGACGAGAACAACCUCAUCCACCAAUCUGUCUGUUCGGGAUCAGCGCAGAUCAUUUUGGUCGUCCAAAGGACGAUCGACCGAACGACUGGAUCAGAUUCCGCGAUCGCGCACAUGGAGCUCUGAUGACUCGUCCACAAUCACUCCGACCCGUUCGAAAAGUCUCGGAUCGACCAGUUCCCGUUCAACGGAAAAUUUGAAAUUGCCCAUUCGUCGUUCACAAUUCAAUGGGAUUAAUCUGGAUCCAGACACACGGGAUUACAGUCCCGGAUCCACGCACAGUCUUCUACAUUCCUACCUUCCCAAAUGUUUGUCAGCUGACAUUGUCAUUGAAUGCGCACAGGAUCGUUUGGUCGAAUUGCAAAAUCAGGUGGUCGAAGCCUAUCGAGCUCGAGCCGAGGUGACUCAAGCACUGGAGGAACAACGCAGGCGGUACAAAGAACUGGUUGAUCUAUACGAACAGUACCGAUGUGGAACUCUGGGACCACCGGUAAGUCCGACCUCAUGUUCUACAAAAAAUUUGUCCACUGCAGUUGAAAACAUGCGGCUUGUGUUUGUGUGCGUGUAUGUGUGUGUGGGUAAGCUUGACUGA